AUGAUGGCGGACGCCAGAGUGCUGCUGGUGGCCGGGGCUCUUCUCUGCUUUGGAGGAAGCCUUGUCUCUGUGUAUGUGGCCGUCACGCACGAUCCGAACCGCAAGGAGGAUCGGCCUGUGCUGAAGCGAGGGGAGUACAUCGCCGGCGGCAGUGUUGUCGGUGCCCUGGUCAUGAUGUACCUGAUAACGCGCAGAUGA
This is a messenger RNA of Symbiodinium natans, 198 nucleotides long. The record is from the annotation of a GenBank genome assembly. Lineage: Eukaryota; Dinophyceae; Suessiales; Symbiodiniaceae.